Aphis gossypii (cotton aphid) is the source of this 1199-nucleotide messenger RNA. RefSeq lists its product as uncharacterized. The transcript is spliced from 3 exons. The coding region runs from base 333 to 1199 and encodes 288 amino acids. The record is from RefSeq and is a predicted model, not a curated record. Lineage: Eukaryota; Metazoa; Arthropoda; Insecta; Hemiptera; Aphididae. Gene Ontology annotation, cellular component: nucleus; transcription regulator complex. Gene Ontology annotation, molecular function: DNA binding. Gene Ontology annotation, biological process: regulation of transcription by RNA polymerase II.
CGUAUCGUACGCGCGCGUUUCGUACGUCGCGUUCCGAAUUACGUUAUUAAUAUUGACCGUUUCACAUUGACGCGUAUGAAACGCGACGCGUUUUUAGAUACGCGGGCGACACGCGUGCCCGUACGCGACGCGUAUCAAACGCACGCGUACAGGCUAUUACAUGCAAUGACAGGUUUCACAUUGGCGCGUUUCAUACGCGCGCUGAUCAAAUUUUGAAAAUUGGUCAAUUCAUAUUUUGUUGUACAAGUUCACCAUCAAGUGCAGUUCUUCUUGACACAAGACCAUACACCGAGAACUUAUAUACCUUUAAUUAGACUUAUUAGGAUAUUACUAUGAACUCAAUGGACACAGAGCUCAUAAUAAUUGAGGUACAAAGUCGUCCUAAUCUAUGGAAUCAUGCUGAUGAAACUUAUAAAGAUCGGGAUUUAAAAAUAAAAGCUUGGGAAGAUGUAACAAAAAAAAUAGUGUCCACAUAUGAUACCAUGUCUAAAUCAGAUCAGAAAAGAGCAGUUGAAAAAGUCCAACAACGUUGGAAGAGUGCGAGAGACGCCAAAAUGAGAUCUAUUGCCGCAAGAAAAAAAGUAAGAUCAGGAUCAGGAAGAAAAAAUCAUAAAACUUAUAUGUAUGACCAGCAGCUACAGUUUUUGGAAUCAUUAACUGUACCCAAUAUGACGGAAUCUAACUUUAGUCCAAAUUCAAAUCAAAUUCUUGACAAUUCGGACGUCGAAGAUAACAAUGAAUUCAACGGCGAAGACGAUCCUUUAGAAGAAGAAAUUAAUAUAACUUCCGAUGGAGAUCCUUGGGCAAGGAAAAGAAAGAGUACUUCGACUCCAAAAAAAAAAAAAAAUAAUUUUGAAGAAGAUUUUCUGGCAGCUAUUCGAGAGUCUUCAAUGGAAGACGAGGAUAGGUCUUUUUUUGAGUCUCUAUUGCCAACAGUUCGCCAAUUUAAUACAGACCAAAAACUACUGUUUCGCUCACGUAUUUUAGCGUUAACAAUAGAAAUAAAAAAUAAUGGUUCUAGUCAAACUCAAAAUAAUUAUCCUUCAAUAUAUCAUAAUAACUCUAUAAAUCACAAUGAUCCGUUUUACUUUACACAUCAGCAGCAAUAUUCUAAUUUUUUACCAAUACACUCGCAAAUACAAUCUUCCACGUCUAUGCCCGAUACCUCCUCCAACUUUAAUUACCAACCAAACCAUUAA